Molecule: messenger RNA, 1452 nt
Organism: Tauraco erythrolophus (red-crested turaco)
Lineage: Eukaryota; Metazoa; Chordata; Aves; Musophagiformes; Musophagidae
Source: RefSeq, a predicted model, not a curated record
CAAGUGCUGCACUCGCAGUGCGUCCUGCGCGAGGAGGCUUACUUCCUCCUCACCGCCUUCGCCCUCCAAGCCGACCUGGGCGACUUCAAGCGCAACAAGCACUACGGGAAAUAUUUCGAGCCCGAAGCUUAUUUCCCUGCCUGGGUGGUUGCGAAGAGGGGCAAGGAUUACAUCCUGAAGCACGUCCCAAACAUGCACAAAGACCAGUUUGCCCUGACGGCCUCCGAAGCCCACCUCAAGUACAUCAAGGAGGCCGUCCGGCUGGACGACGUGGCCGUGCACUACUACAGGUUGUACAAGGACAAAAGGGAAGUGGAGGCUUCCCUGACGCUGGGGCUGACGACACGGGGCAUCCAGAUCUUCCAGAACUUGGACGAAGAAAAGCAGCUGCUCUACGACUUCCCCUGGACAAACGUGGGGAAGCUGGUGUUCGUGGGCAAGAAGUUUGAGAUCCUGCCGGACGGGCUGCCCUCGGCCAGGAAGCUCAUCUACUACACGGGCUGCCCGCUGCGCUCCCGCCACCUCCUGCACCUGCUCAGCAGCAGCCACCGGCUCUACAUGAACCUGCAGCCCGUCCUGCGCCAGGUCCGCAAGCUGGAGGAGAACGAGGAGAAGAAGCAGUACCGCGAGUCCUACAUCAGCGACACCCUCGACCUGGACAUGGAGCAGCUGGAGAAGCGCUCGCGGGCCAGCGGCAGCGGCGGGCACAAGCGCCUCUCCCGGCACUCCACCGCCAGCCACAGCAGCUCUCACACCUCCGGCAUCGAGACUGACCCCAAACCCCGGGAGAUGGGGCCUGAGGACGGUUUCCCGGGCGCUGGAGCCCACCGCAAACUGACCCACCGCAAACUGAAGCCCUGCAGCUCCAUGCCCAGCCACGGCAGCUCCCACACCUCUGGAGUGGAGAGCGGUGGGAAGGACCGGCUGGAGGAGGACUCCCAGGAUGACGAGAUUGAGAUGCUGGUGGAUGACCCCCGGGAGCUGGAGCAGGCUGGCGAGAUGGAGGUGAGCCCCGACAUGUGUGUCUACAUCACGGAGGACAUGCUGCUGUCGCGCAAGUUCAACGGGCACUCGGGGCUUAUCGUGAAGGAGAUCAGCUCCUCCACCUCCAGCUCCUCAGAGACGGUGGUGAAGCUGCGGGGGCAGAGCACCGACUCCUUACCCCAGACGACGUGCAGGAAACCGAAGACGUCGACGGAUCGGCACAGCCUGAGCCUGGAUGACAUUCGGCUCUACCAGAAGGACUUCUUGCAGUUGGCCAACCUCUGCCAGGACACGGCGCAGAGCUACACCUUCGGCUGUGCCCACGGGCUGGAGGAGGAAGGGCUCUACUGCAACGGCUGCUUGGCCCAGCAGUGCAUCAACAUCCAGGAGACCUUCCCCGUCAAAAGAACCAGCAAAUACUUCUCCUUGGAUCUCACCCACGACGAAGUCCCCGAGUUCGUGGUCUGA